CGGGAUAACACUAAUAUCAAUUCAUUAAAUUGGUACACAGUGGUGCAAUAUUUUACUAUAUUAAAGAAAUAUUACACGUGUCAUGUAAUCAAACUGAAUUUCAAAUAUUUACUGGAACGAUUUAUAUAGAACAAAUGAAAACGAGUUAUGAUAAACAAUGUCUGAUCUUAAAGAACCCAAUCCAUCCUCAACACCAGAACCAUCUAAAGAAACAGCAGGGGUACCACCAGAAUGUACACAGAAUGCAAGAGACCCACCUCCUGGGAAUAUAAUGGAAACAUCAGCAGUGUGUGUAACCGAUAAAGCGAUUGAUGGUAUGAAGCUACAUGAUGACGUCAAUGCCAGGAGUCCAAAAUCUUCCCCAAAGAGACUGAAUAAGCGGGCCAGUAAGCGGUACUGGACAGUCCAUUUCUACAACUCCGAGGAGGCCACCUCUAAGCUGACCGGUCUGUCGGUGGCGAACUGUAAUCCUACUUCAGAGCAUGCAGCGGUCCCAGAGACCAAGGAUGUGGGGAAAUCAGUGCCAGGAGGGGAAAUGCAGCUUGAAACACCACUUUUAGAGCCCACCCCAGAACUGGCCACAAUCAUACAGAUCCCAGAGAGAAUGGCCUGUAACUCAUGUGUCGUGGAAUUCCAAACUCGGGAGGAUCAGAAAGACCAUUUUAAAUCAGAUUGGCAUCGCUACAAUCUGCAGAGAAAACUCAAAGGAAAGACAACUCUGACUGAAGAAGAAUUUGAUGAUGCAUGUGGAGGAUCGGUGUCCAGUAUAUCAGGUUCGGACUCAGACUCGGAGACAGAGAAUACCCCACCCCCACGACUGCCCCGCCCCUUGCAGCUUCAACAGCAGGACGACGCCCUCAGUAGCUGUGACAGUGAGGGAGAAAUAGGUGGAGUAUCUGAAGGAGACACCAAUGCAGCACUGGACGACUCCGCAAGGAAAUAUCCUAAAAUUUUCUUCCGAAAUUCGGAGGGACUGCUGGUUUCUGUCUAUAGAUGUGUUGUCUAUCAUAAAAAGGUUAAGGCCCAGAAUCAGACUGAAUUAAUCUCCUUGAUCAGAAAUAUUCCCGAGGAAAUGAAGUGGGCGGUGUUAAUGUGUGGAGGUGGCCAUUUUGCGGGAGCUGUGUUUGAUAAGGAAAAACUCGUCCUCCACAAGACAUUUCAUCGCUAUGUGGUCAGAGCCAAAAGAGGGACAGCACAGGGAACCAGGGACAGUCAGGGAAAUGCUCCCAAAUCUGCAGGGGCCAGCAUAAGGAGACACAAUGAAGCAGCUCUGAAAGAGGACAUUAAAGCAUUGCUAGAAUCUUGGAAGUCUGACCUAGCCAGCUGUGAUAAGAUAUUCAUCAGAGCUCCUGGAGGCAACAAGAGAUUAUUUCUGCACGGGAAAUCCCCUCCCUUUAACAAGGAUGAUGAGAGAGUUCGGAUGGUUCCUUUCCCGACCCGCAGACCCACGUUAAAUGAGGUCAGGAGGGUGUUUGAAAUGCUGUCCUCCAUCGAGUGUUAUGGGGAUGAAUCAGACAUACAGGAUUUCAUACCUAUUUCACCACCUGUGACCUUUAACCCCACUCUGGGUCACCUGGAGGUCAUAGUUAAAGAUCCUCUGAAGGGCAGACAAAGAAGGUUCUCAGGAGAGAGGUCAGGCAGAGAGGCGUCACCAUUGGCAAGAGAGAAAGCCAAGGAACGAGUGUUAAUACAGGCACAGCAGAUCAAGUUAAUAGAGGAUGAAAUUCAGGGAGAACACCACCUUUCCUCUUCUGGUGGAUCCACCACCAGCAAUGCGGAUCUUGUGGAAUCUAUGGAAGCUCUCUCCACUUUGGAGCUACGGGAGUAUGAGGCUACAAGAAAACCUAACAGAAAGAAACACAGGAAACGGAGAUUGUCAAAACACCAGCAGGAGCCGGACUCAAAUCCACUUGAAGAAGAAAAAUACCAUUUAAAGAAUUCCCUGUUCACCGCAUGCAAGACUGGAGAUGUUGAUACACUGAGGAACUUACUAGCUGUGUUGUCACAAAAUGUUCCAACCCUGGAAUCUCCAGAAAAGAAAGCAGACUCCAUAGUUUUGGAGAACCAGGACAUUUAUCUUCAAAAUCAGAAUGACAUAGACAACACAUGUAUUAAACAGAGUGAAGAAAGUGACAAAAUUCCACAAGAUGUCAAUUUUAAGAGCAAAGAGGAAAUAUUAUCUGAUGAACUUUCUUCAAUAUCCUCAACAGUGCCAGAGACUGAGGUGCUGCUCAGUGAUAAUCUAGAUCAGAAAGAUGCUUUGCAGAAGUCUCAAGGAAAAACAUCUAGUCGACCCGGAUCAUUUAAGUCAGACGAACUCUUGUCUCCAGUUGAUACCAACGACAUGCUCAAUGAGCCCAUAGGUGACAACAAGUACAGUCUGUUACACAUUGCAGCUAAAGAGGGACACAGGAAAGUCAUUCGGUUACUUAUGGAAUGUGGUGCAAAUCCAGCAACAAGAGAUAAGUUUGGCCAGACUCCAUACAACUUUGCUAAGGAUAAAGAAUCCAGAAAUGAGUUCAGAAAAUUCAUGGGACAAUAUCCUGACCGCUAUGAUUACAAAACAGCUCAGAUCCCUAGCGCACUGACAAAUGAUAUGGAACUAGAAAGAAAACAGAAGGCAGCAGAAAAGAAAAAACAACAGAAAAAAGCCAAACAGGAAAGGUUAAAAGAGAGAAGAGAAGAAGAUGCUGUGAAAGAAGCUGAAGAAAAAGAGAAGAAAAGAUUUCUUGCUCUGUCUGACAGGGAAAAGAGGGCAUUAGCGGCAGAGAAAAGAUUGUUAAAAAACUUAGAAGAGACUGGACAGAAUACACCAGUAAUGAGUCGGUGUUUCCAGUGUGGUUCAGACAUGACGGGAAAGGUUCCUUUUGAAUAUUCGGAUUUCAAAUUCUGUUCCCCAAAGUGUUUAAAACAGCAUCGAAUGGUCAAAACAUAAAUUACAAUUCAAUAUAUAAGAUCCUUAUAGAAUAUUUUAUGGAACAUAUUUAUUUAAAAAUUUAUGAUUUAUAAAUAAGUCGCAAUAUAAACCAAUAAAAUGUGACAUAUUUCCGGUUUCCUGAGUUUGUUUUGAAAGCAGGAUGUCAUGAGG
This is a messenger RNA of Magallana angulata, 3088 nucleotides long. Its product is annotated as ankyrin repeat and zinc finger domain-containing protein 1-like. The coding region runs from base 158 to 2935 and encodes 925 amino acids. NCBI's taxonomy places the organism in Eukaryota, Metazoa, Mollusca, Bivalvia, Ostreida, Ostreidae. The transcript has 16 exons. The record is from RefSeq and is a predicted model, not a curated record. Gene Ontology annotation, molecular function: protein binding.